Molecule: messenger RNA, 1560 nt
Organism: Eucalyptus grandis
Lineage: Eukaryota; Viridiplantae; Streptophyta; Magnoliopsida; Myrtales; Myrtaceae
Product: probable CCR4-associated factor 1 homolog 7
Exons: 3
Coding region: 176-1024 (282 amino acids)
Cellular component (GO): CCR4-NOT complex; P-body; CCR4-NOT core complex
Molecular function (GO): nucleic acid binding; poly(A)-specific ribonuclease activity
Source: RefSeq, a predicted model, not a curated record
CAUAGAACACGCUCAGUAAAGUCCUCUCUCUCUCUCUCUGCGUGCUUCGUUGACCUAAAAUCCCUUCCCAACGAAGCUUUGUUCCAUUUCCAAGUUUAAGUUCUGUUGAUUUCGGGUGACAAUCGCAAAUCCAAGAUCUGGACUUGAUAAAACUAGGGCAAGCAGUUGUUUUGGAAUGGGGACGUCGAAAAUGCCGAUGCCACUGACAGAUGAAUCGCUUGUCAUUCGGGAGGUGUGGAACCAUAAUCUCGAAGAGGAAUUCGCAUUAAUCGGCGAAGUUGUGGACAAAUUCAAUUACGUCGCAGUGGAUGCCGAGUUCCCUGGAGUUGUUUUUCGUCUCCCGUCGCUGGAAAAUAUCAAGAACAUGAGCGAUUAUAACUACCAGACUAUGAAAAGUAACGUCGAUAAGUUGAAGUUGAUCCAAUUGGGUCUCACGUUCUUGGACGACGAGGGGAACUUACCCACUUGCGGCACGGACAAGUACUGCAUUUGGCAGUUCAAUUUCCGUGGUUUCGACGUAACCAAGGACGAGUUUGAUGGCGGAUCGAUCGAGUGGCUGCACGAGCGCGGUAUUGAUUUCAAGAAGAACAAUGAGAAGGGGGUUGAGGCGGAACGCUUUGGGGAGCUCCUGAUGUCCUCUGGGAUCGCUCUGAAUGAUGGUGUUAACUGGGUUACCUUUCAUGGCAAGUACAAUUUCGGUUUCCUGCUUAAGCUGUUGACUUGCCGGAGUUUGCCUGAUACGCUGGUGGGGUUCUACGAUUUGAUCAAGAUGUAUUUUCCCCUGGUGUACGACGUCAAGCACAUGAUGAAGUUCUGCGACGGUCUUCACUGCAACUUGAAUAAGCUUGCGGAACUGUUGGACGUGGAGAGGCUUGGCGUGUGCCAUCAAGCCGGGUCCGACAGCUUGCUCGUGGCUUGUGCUUUCCAGAAGUUGAAGGACUGUUUCUUCAAUGGCUCCACAGUAAAGUACGCUGGUGCAUUGUACGGCCUUGGUGUCCAGGAUGGGGGAGCACUGACUAAAUGAAGAUUGCCUGGGAAUAUGAUCUGGUGAAUAUUUGUGGGCUACUUGCGGCUUCGGUGUCAGCUUCUUCAGCACCGGAAGCACCCGCCCUUCACCGGGGGCGAUGGCUAUAGCAACUUCGACUUCAACUUCCUCCAUGAAUCGGGAUAAUCCAUUGGUGAAGAGACUGGAUCGUCUUUGUGGACGUCUGAUGCGAUUUCUCGUCAUGAUUCUGCUUCGGCGGCGAGAAAAUCGCGUCAUCCAUGGACGAAUUCUUGCAUCGACUCCGUCGUGCGAUUGCUUGAAUUCGGGAGCGUGGUUUGGGUUUGGAAAGAGGGAAGGAUUUGAGCUUGUGACAACGGGACUCGAGGUCGGAGGGCAAGGGGAAGUCGUUGACUGUGAACGAGGAGGCGUCGAGGAUUUUGCUCGAGGACGCAGAGGUCCUUGGUCUGGAAAAUGACAGAAGCACAUGGUGCCCAAAAGAUAUUAUUGAUGAGGCGAGAUUUCGUAAGAUUGUGUUUGUGUAAAUUGCUAUAAUUAAGAAGAUGGGCUAUUUUCAA